Molecule: messenger RNA, 2967 nt
Organism: Melanotaenia boesemani (Boeseman's rainbowfish)
Lineage: Eukaryota; Metazoa; Chordata; Actinopteri; Atheriniformes; Melanotaeniidae
Gene: cpsf2
Product: cleavage and polyadenylation specific factor 2
Exons: 15
Coding region: 161-2524 (787 amino acids)
Biological process (GO): mRNA 3'-end processing by stem-loop binding and cleavage
Cellular component (GO): mRNA cleavage and polyadenylation specificity factor complex
Molecular function (GO): RNA binding
Source: RefSeq, a predicted model, not a curated record
UGUAGCGGCAAACAUGUCUGCCAAUAAAGUCUGAGUUCAAAAUCCUUAACCACGAUGUCUUGACGUUGGAAUUAUCAAAACGCACUACUUUACUGUUUACUGUAUACACGUGAAGGAUCAUUAUAUUAUCUUGUGUUUAAUGAGCGACAGCUGAAGAAUAAUGACGUCCAUUAUUAAGCUGACAGCCGUGUCAGGGGUUCAGGAGGAGUCCGCUCUCUGUUACCUGCUGCAGGUGGAUGAGUUUCGCUUCCUCUUGGACUGUGGUUGGGACGAGAACUUUUCUAUGGACAUCAUCGAUGCCAUGAAGCGAUAUGUUCACCAGGUUGAUGCAGUUCUUCUCUCCCACCCUGACCCCAUUCACCUUGGAGCAUUGCCUUAUGCUGUAGGCAAACUAGGUCUUAACUGUACAAUCUACGCCACCAUUCCUGUGUACAAGAUGGGUCAGAUGUUCAUGUAUGAUUUAUAUCAGUCUCGAAACAAUAGUGAAGAUUUUACACUCUUCACCCUUGACGACGUGGACAGUGCAUUUGAUAAAAUCCAGCAGCUGAAAUACUCUCAGAUUGUAAAUCUAAAAGGAAAAGGGCACGGCCUUUCCAUCACUCCUAUUCCAGCUGGACACAUGAUUGGCGGUACCAUUUGGAAAAUUGUCAAGGAUGGGGAGGAAGAGAUUGUAUAUGCUGUGGACUUCAACCACAAGAGAGAAAUCCACCUUAAUGGAUGCACGUUGGAGAGUAUUAGCCGUCCAUCUUUACUUAUCACAGAUUCCUUCAAUGCCACAUAUGUACAACCACGUCGCAAACAAAGAGAUGAGCUCCUGUUAACCAAUGUCAUGGAGACCCUCCGUGGUGAUGGGAACGUUCUUAUUGCCGUGGAUACAGCUGGCCGUGUGCUGGAACUGGCCCAACUCCUGGACCAGAUUUGGAGAACAAAGGAUGCUGGGUUAGGAGUUUACCCGCUAGCACUGCUCAACAAUGUUAGCUACAAUGUGGUGGAAUUCUCCAAAUCCCAGGUGGAGUGGAUGAGUGACAAACUCAUGAGGUGUUUUGAGGACAAGAGGAACAAUCCCUUCCAGUUUCGACACUUGACCUUGUGCCACAGUUUAGCGGACCUGGCCCGGGUGCCCAGCCCAAAAGUGGUGCUUUGCAGCCAGCCAGACCUUGAAUCUGGUUUUUCCAGAGAACUUUUUAUCCAGUGGUGUCAAAAUGCAAAAAAUUCGAUCAUCUUAACCUACCGCACCACACCAGGAACAUUGGCACGCUACCUUAUCGACCACCCCGGAGAAAAGAUGCUGGAUCUGGAGGUCAGGAAAAGAAUUAAACUUGAAGGCAAGGAGCUGGAGGAAUAUCUGGAAAAGGAGAAAAUAAAGAAUGAAGCAGCUAAAAAGCUUGAACAAGCAAAAGAGGUGGACGUUGACUCUAGUGAUGACAGUGACAUGGACGAUGAUCUGGAUCAGCCAGCUGUGGUGAAAACAAAGCAUCACGAUUUGAUGAUGAAGGGCGAGGGGAGCCGCAAAGGCAGCUUUUUCAAACAAGCCAAAAAGUCAUAUCCAAUGUUCCCAUCACACGAGGAGAGAAUCAAAUGGGACGAGUAUGGAGAAAUCAUCAGGCUUGAGGAGUUUCUGGUUCCUGAACUGCAAGCCACAGAAGAUGAGAAGAGCAAACUGGAGUCUGGAUUGACUAAUGGAGAUGAACCCAUGGAUCAGGAUCUGUCUGUUGUCCCAACUAAAUGUAUCUCAAGUAUAGAAAGUCUUGAAAUAAGAGCAAGGGUGAUGUACAUAGACUACGAAGGUCGCUCUGAUGGCGACUCCAUAAAAAAGAUUAUUAAUCAGAUGAAACCCAGACAGCUGGUGAUCGUUCGCGGGCCACCAGACGCCAGUCUGGACCUGGCUGAGUCCUGCAAGGCUUUCAGCAAAGACAUCAAAGUUUACACACCCAAACUGCAGGAAACUGUGGAUGCCACCAGUGAGACACAUAUCUACCAGGUGCGGUUGAAAGACUCCUUGGUGAGCUCUCUGCAGUUCUGCAAGGCCAAAGACACGGAGCUGGCGUGGAUCGAAGGCGUGCUGGACAUGCGUGUAGUGAAGGUGGAUACGGGUGUGAUGCUGGAGGAGGGUGUAAAAGAGGAGAUGGAAGACAGUGAGAUGCCCAUAGACGUCGCCCCCGAUCUCGACAUCGACCACAAUGCCACAGCAGUGGCAGCACAGCGCGCCAUGAAGACCCUCUUUGGAGAAGAUGAAAAGGAGCUCUCCGAAGAGAGCGAUGUCAUUCCCACGCUGGAGCCGCUACCUCCAAAUGAGAUUCCAGGGCAUCAGUCUGUUUUCAUCAAUGAGCCUCGCCUGUCUGACUUCAAGCAGGUCCUGCUGAGAGAGGGCAUCCAGGCCGAGUUUGUGGGAGGAGUACUGGUAUGCAACAACAUGGUGGCCGUCCGCAGGACGGAGGCCGGGCGCAUCGGUCUGGAAGGCUGCCUGUGUGAUGACUACUAUAAGAUCCGGGAGCUGCUGUAUCAGCAGUACGCUGUUGUAUAGCAGCAGCACAUAACACUGCUGUAGAGCACAUCAUGGCAUUACAGAGACAACUCUUACCAAGGACUGUACCCAGAAGACAGCAGGAUCUCUGCCCAAUGAGCUGCUCCAGUUAUUUCACUGCAAACCUUGUACAUUUUCCCUUUUAUAAUUCUUUUUUUCCAGAUAACAUUUCUUGUAUUAUUAGUUUACCUCUAGAAAAUGAAGGCCAAUGCUUUGUCUGAGUGGACCUCUGUAAACACCCGACAACCACGAGGCUCUCUUAUUUCUCUUAAUUCUACCCAUUGUACAGUCACAGUGCUCCAAUUCGGUUAUUAAACCUUUUUUUUCAUAUAUGGACUGAAGUACGUUUCUUUCAACUGUGUAUAGAAAGGCCAGAAAUGUACUUGCUUUUUAAAGCAUGGGAUCACAUAGAUGAUUUCAGUUUCAAGUAAACAUACCUGUGU